GCAGUAGUGCAAAAGGUGCAGUACGAGCGCCGCUGUUUCAGCCCGGCUCCACGAGGAGGAGAUGGCCGCGGCAGACGACAUCGGCGCCAGUGCGGGGAGGUGGUCCCUCCACGGCAGGACGGCGCUCGUCACCGGCGGCACCCGCGGCAUCGGGCGCGCGGUUGUGGAGGAGCUGGCGGCGCUCGGAGCCGCCGUGCACACGUGCUCCCGGAAGGAAGCCGAGCUCGGCGAGCGCUUGAAGGAGUGGGAGGCCAAGGGAUUCCGCGUCACCGGCUCCGUCUGCGACGUCUCCGUGCGCGACCAGCGCGAGCUUCUCCUCCGCGACGUCGCCGACCGCUUCGCCGGCAAGCUGGACAUCCUCAUAAACAACGUGGGCAGAAACCAUACAAAACCAACCACUGAAUACUCGGCAGAUGAAUAUUCGUUCAUAAUGGCCACUAAUCUUGAAUCUGCAUAUCAUCUAUGCCAACUUGCACACCCUCUUCUCAAAGCAUCCGGGGUGGCCAGCAUUGUCUUCAUAUCAUCAGUCUCUGGAGUGGUAGCCAUAUCUAGUGGCUCCAUUUAUGGCAUGACAAAACGUGCGAUGAAUCAGUUGGCCAAGAACCUAGCGUGUGAGUGGGCGAAAGACAACAUAAGAAUCAAUUCUGUUGCUCCAUGGUACAUCAAGACUUCACUUGUGGAAGAGCUCUCGCUCCGUUCACCAUCUCAGUGAUGAUGUCCACUGCUUUGUUCUUCUGCUGCCAGUUCGAUGGGUGCAGGGAGCUACAUCCCUGCCUUUGCGCAGUUCUCUCCCAGAUUGUUGAAGUGAAUGGACAGUGCCAGAACAGAUGUUGCGAGGUCUCGAGAUUUCUGAGACAUAGUUGGCAAAAGUACUCGUUCGGCCAGCCUCGUCUUUGGAGACGGUCAUUGCACCACAUCCUGUUCUUGAGCAGCAGCCAGACUGUGAAUUUUAGCCUUGCUGGUGCCCAGACUUUCCAGAGCAUUGUUCUGAAGCUUGUCCGGAGCAUCCCUUGGAACUGGCAGUUGUAUGCCGAGCUGGUGGAGAAGAAACCUGAGGCCGUGUGUUUCCAUUUGAUUGUGUCUUGCUGUUGAUCACUGAGGCUUAUGUUCUUGGAGAUGAUCCACCUGUUUAGCCUUAUCACCUCGGGCCAUAGCUGCUGUGUUUGGCCAUGGGCUAGGUCUGCAACCUAGGUGCCAUCGUGGAGUGCUUCAUGAACCGUUCUGUUCUUCCUCUUCGAGUGCUUGUACAACUCAGGGAACUCCAUUUUGAGUGUGCCUGCAUCAGUCCAGGAACUGUCCCAGAAACUGGCCUUUUUUCCAUCCGCAAGCGACACUAUGGUUGAGGCGUUGAACAGCUCUCUGUCUCCUUGAUCACAGGGCAGCUGCAUGCCCACCCAGGGCCUGUCUGGUGUGAGCCAGGAGAGCCAGAGCCACCGGAGCCUUAGUGCGUGGCUGAAACGUUGCAGGUUGGAGAUGCCAAGGCCGCCGUUGUCGAUCGGAGUACAAACCUCUGGCCAGCUUACUUUGCAUUUGCCGCCACUGAUCUUCUCGUCUUGAGCCCAGAGGAAACGCCGUCUGAUCUUGUCUAUCUCAGCGAGUAGCUUCUUUGGCACCUUCAGCACUGUGAGUGCAAAGGUGGGGAGUGCUGACAUCACACUUCUGACGAGUACUCUCCGUCCAGCGAUGGUUAGCAGUCGCCCUUUCCAGCCUGCCAGACGAGCUCUGAUCCGGUCGAGGAUGAAUUGUAGGUGUACUAUGCGAAGCCUGGAGAGUGUCACUGGGAGCCCAAGGUAUCGAAAAGGGAACUGAGUUUGUUGUCCACCAAAAUUCUGAAGCACCUGCUGCAGGUUAAUUUGCUCGCAUCUGAUUGCAGCCACCGAAGAUUUCUGCAGGUUUACUUUCAACCCUGACGCAAGUAUGAAAUCGUGGAUGAUGCUCAUCAGUGUAUCUAUCUCCUCUUUCACUGGGUUGGCAAAAAUGAUGGCGUCGUCUGCAUAUAAACUUACACGCAAAGCAAGGUCUCUUCCUGGGAUCGGAUCGAGCUGGCCAAGCUCAGUGGCACGCUGGAGAAGCCUGUGGAGCGGAUCUAUGGCGAUGAUGAAGAGUAGCGGGGACAGUGGGUCACCUUGUCGAAGACCCCGUCGUAGCCAAAUUUUCUUUCCCGCUGCACCAUUUAGCAAAAAUGAAGAGGUCGACGUCUUCAGGAGCAUGGCUAUCCAGUCGCGCCAUCGAGCUGGGAAGCCGAGGGCCUGUAGGAGUUGCAGUAGAUAUUCCCACGAAACAUUGUCGAAGGCCUAUGUGCCCUAUCUCGACGCACCAAGGAAAUAAAAAAUGUAAUGCUUCACCUGUCCCGUUUGAUCCUCCAGGAUUUGGCGAACGAGGAUUUCGUGGAUAGCAUCGCCCGUCGAACUCCCAUGAGGCGUGUGGGAGAACCUGAAGAAGUAUCAUCGCUGGUGGCGUUUCUCUGUAUGCCCGGUUCAUC
Molecule: messenger RNA, 2482 nt
Organism: Triticum dicoccoides
Lineage: Eukaryota; Viridiplantae; Streptophyta; Magnoliopsida; Poales; Poaceae
Product: tropinone reductase homolog At5g06060-like
Exons: 5
Coding region: 62-712 (216 amino acids)
Molecular function (GO): oxidoreductase activity
Source: RefSeq, a predicted model, not a curated record